Molecule: messenger RNA, 354 nt
Organism: Cucumis melo (muskmelon)
Lineage: Eukaryota; Viridiplantae; Streptophyta; Magnoliopsida; Cucurbitales; Cucurbitaceae
Product: cysteine proteinase inhibitor 5
Exons: 1
Coding region: 1-354 (117 amino acids)
Molecular function (GO): cysteine-type endopeptidase inhibitor activity
Source: RefSeq, a predicted model, not a curated record
AUGAAUUCCCGCUCCGCUACCUUCCUCUUCCUCACCCUCCUCCUCACCCCCCUUCUCGCCGCUGCUUGGAAGCGCUCAGUGCCCGGCGGCUGGAGUAAGAUCUCAGACGUCAAAGAUCCGCACGUUGAAGAGAUCGCAAAGUUCGCGGUCGCCCAGUACAACGAGCAAUCCAAAGGCGUUGCAAUCGAAUUCAAACGCGUCGAGAGUGGCGAAACUCAGGUGGUUGCCGGAACCAAUUACCGCCUCGUGAUCGAUGCCAAGAGAGGCGAAUCGAUUGGCAAAUAUGAGGCGUUGGUUUGGGAGAAGCCAUGGGAGAAUUUCAAGAAACUUCAAUCCUUCAAGCCUGUUGCCUAA